GUCCAGUGCCAUUCUAGGUAGGCAGGGAGAAAAUAGGGAAGCCAGGCUUCUUUCUGUGUAUUUAUGUAUGGAUAUGGAGUGUGAAAAAAAUCCACAGAUCCAUUAUCUGGAAACCUGUUAUCCAGAACAUGUGCCUGUCAAUUUCCUUCAACUUCAGUCCCUCUUAUCUGCCGUCCCCAAACCUGUGCCCUUGCAGCACUACUGGGAUCAAAUGCUAAAUUCCUGCAGGGUUCCGGUUGUAGAACUACAGUUCCCAGCGCAGCCCGGAGUAGCAGCCAAACAGAUAAACGCACUUGAGUCCCAGACUCCUUUGCGGCGCGUGAUUACCGGAAGAGAAGCCGGUCACAGGCCUCGGGCAGUCCUUGAUGGCGGGCAUUAGAUUACUGAAUGCUGCUAAACGGCUGGCGUGGGCCGAACCGUUUGACUUGCUGAGGUGCCAUGGGCCGGUUUCCCAGCACUGCAGACACGUGCACUUCAGCGUCACGCUGCCAGCCAAGAACAUGCUCGGGAAGUUCGCGAACAAGUCUAAAAGGAAGUUCUGGUACGAUGGUCCAUCUUUGGGGAGUCCGUUUGCAAACAAUCCAGCUACUUUGGCAAACCUGAUGAAAGUACAAAGGAAAGAAAAGAGAGAAGACAGUAUUCGCAUCAGGGCUCUGAAUACUAUCUUGUACAAAGCAUUAACAGACUUGCUGCAGACAUCCGCAAUUAGCCAAGAGACUAGUGACAUUAAUGUGGAGCUCUCAAAGGUAUCUGUAUCUGCUGACUUUUCAGUUUGCCGUGCAUACUGGAUGACAAGUGGCAGCCCUGACACUGAUGACCAAAUUGAACUGCUACUUCAGAAGUAUGCUCCCAAAUUCAGGCAUCUAAUGCUGACUCACCAAGUCCUUGGAAGUGUCCCAACAGUUGUAUUUGUAAGGGAUAAAGAAAAUGCCAUGGUACAAGAGGUUGAAAAAUUACUAGCUAUUGCUGAUUUUGGGGAAGACUGUGACAGGGAUAUGAACUCCACAUCAUCAGGUUCCACUGCAGUCUCUCAGGUUCCAACUGCAAGUAUGUUUGGUAUUGACCAUGCUGACCUCAACAAACAAAUUUUGGACUACAAAAGAAAAAUGAAAGACAAAAUAAAAGAAAAAGACGAGAGUACAUUGUCACUAAAGCAACAAGAACAACUUGCAGAGAUAAGGAAGCAGAAGAUGUUAAAGAAAAAGAAGCACAAAGGGACUCUUCAUGAUGAUGACGACUCUGUAGAGAAAUAUUUGCUGAGCAAAUACAAUGACUUGUACCCAGAUGAGGAGGCAGUAGUGUCUGAAGGAAAUGAAAUAGAGUAUGAACUAGAAGAAGAAAUAAAGAAACUGGAGGAAGAGGACAAUAGUGACCCACAUGUACAGAAUAAAAACUGUUAGUAUUCUGCUUGUGUGGAUGUUGUUUAAUGUGAACAGAUUAAUCCAUUUUGGAAGUCUUUUCUGGCUGUCCUCCUGCAAUCAUCUUUAGUAUACUGCAAAGUGCACUUGCUGUAUAUAAUUUUUGAAUAGUGAAUACUUUGUGUGAAAAAUUAGGUCACUUCUUGAGUUGGACAGUGCGGAAUAAUGUGCAUGUAAUGUCUAUGCUAAACACGUCAGUGUAUUGAAUGUUUGAAAUGUCCAAUAGCAAAGCUAAAAACUGAAAUUAAUGGCUCCCACAGAACCUAAUAAAUAUGCUGUUUAUUUA
Molecule: messenger RNA, 1704 nt
Organism: Xenopus laevis (African clawed frog)
Lineage: Eukaryota; Metazoa; Chordata; Amphibia; Anura; Pipidae
Gene: rbfa.S
Product: ribosome binding factor A S homeolog
Exons: 7
Coding region: 366-1400 (344 amino acids)
Biological process (GO): rRNA processing
Source: RefSeq, a predicted model, not a curated record